This is a messenger RNA of Gorilla gorilla gorilla (western lowland gorilla), 4330 nucleotides long. RefSeq names its product ubiquitin conjugating enzyme E2 D2 (gene UBE2D2). Lineage: Eukaryota; Metazoa; Chordata; Mammalia; Primates; Hominidae. The transcript is spliced from 7 exons. The record is from RefSeq and is a predicted model, not a curated record. Bases 564 to 1073 code for a protein of 169 amino acids.
GGCGGCCCGUAUCCCUCCGCCGCCGGCGCGGCUCGGCCCUCCCUCUCCUGGCCCGCCAAUCCCCGCGCCUCCCGACCUGCCCCUCGGUCGGGCCCACCCCGUGCUCCGACGGCCCCACCCCGGCGGCGCAGCCCGCCCGCCCGCGCGUCCCUCGGUCCACCUGCAGCAGGGAGGAAGACAGGCGAUCCGUCCGGCUGUCCGACCAAGAGACGCCGGCCGAGCCCGAGGCUUGGGCUUUUGCUUUCUGGCGGAGGGAUCUGCGGCGGCUGAGGAGGCGGCGCUGAUCCUGGGAGGAAGAGGCAGCUACGGCGGCGGCGGCGGUGGCGGCUAGGGCGGCGGCGAAUAAAGGGGCCGCCGCCGGGUGAUGCGGUGACCGCUGCGGCAGGCCCAGGAGCUGCGUGGGCCCCGGCCCUCAGCCCGUCCCGCCGGACCCGCUCUCCUCAACUCUCCAUCUUCUCCUGCCGACCGAGAUCGCCGAGGCGGCCUCAGGCUCCCUAGCCCCUUCCCCGUCCCUUCCCCGCCCCCGUCCCCGCCCCGGGGGCCGCCGCCACCCGCCUCCCACCAUGGCUCUGAAGAGAAUCCACAAGGAAUUGAAUGAUCUGGCACGGGACCCUCCAGCACAGUGUUCAGCAGGUCCUGUUGGAGAUGAUAUGUUCCAUUGGCAAGCUACAAUAAUGGGGCCAAAUGACAGUCCCUAUCAGGGUGGAGUAUUUUUCUUGACAAUUCAUUUCCCAACAGAUUACCCCUUCAAACCACCUAAGGUUGCAUUUACAACAAGAAUUUAUCAUCCAAAUAUUAACAGUAAUGGCAGCAUUUGUCUUGAUAUUCUACGGUCACAGUGGUCUCCAGCACUAACUAUUUCAAAAGUACUCUUGUCCAUCUGUUCUCUGUUGUGUGAUCCCAAUCCAGAUGAUCCUUUAGUGCCUGAGAUUGCUCGGAUCUACAAAACAGAUAGAGAAAAAGACAGGGUCUUGUUCUUCAGCCCAGACUGGAGUACAGUGGCACAAUCGUGGCUCACUGCAGUGUCAAACUCAUGGGCUCAAGUGAUCCUCCCACCCCAGCCUCCCCAGUAGCUGGGACUGCUAGUACAUGCCACUACACCUUUCCAGCCUCCCCAGUAGCUGGGACUGCUAGUACAUGCCACUACACCUGGCUAAUUUGUUUUUUUUUUUGUUUUUUUUUUGCUUUUUUUGUAGAGACGGGAUCUCACUAUGUUGCACAGGCUGGUCUCUAAUUCCUGGCCUCAAGCAGGCCUCCUGCCUCAGCCCCCCAAAGUGCUGCUGUUAUAGGCAUGAGUUACCGUGCAAGGCCAGCAUACCCACCCCCACCCCCUUUUUUUUUUUUUUUUUUUUUUUUGAGGCAGGGUCUUGCUCUGUUGCCCGGACUGGAAUGCAGUGGCACAAUCACAGCUCACUGUAACCUCAACCUCCCAGGCUCAAGUAGUCCUCCCAUCUGAGCUUCCCAAGUAGCUGGGACCACAGGCAGAUGCCAUCACAUCCAGCUAAUUUUUUUUUUUUUUUGAGACAGAGUCUUGCUCCGUUGCCCAGGUGGAAUGCAGUGGCACAAUCUUGGCUCACUGCAACCUCUGCCUCCCAGGCUCAAGUGAUUCUUGUGCCUCAGCCUCCUGAGUAGCUGGGAUUAUAGGUGCACACCACCAUGCCUGGCUGAUUUUUGUGUUUUCAGUAGAGACGGGAUUUUGCCAUGUUGGCCAGGCUGGUCUGGAACUCCUGACCUCAAGUGAUCCAGCUGCUCCAGCCUCCCAAAGUGCUGGGAUUACAGGCGUGAGCCACCACACCUGGCCUAGCACCCCUUUUUUAAUAGGAGAAUUUAUAGAAUCAUUUGCUCUGCUUACUUUAUUCAAAUGUUCUGCUGAAGCAAUAAACCCAUUCAUUUUGUCAACCGAAUUGUUGAAAUUAGUUCUACCAGAACCAGUUGUUUUAUUGACAUGAAAAGAAAGUUUGUUUUUUUUUCCCCCUUUUUUUUGAGACAGAGCCUCACUCUGUCACCCAGGCUAUAGUACAGUAUUGCAAUCUCAGCUCACUGCAACCUCUGCCUCCUGAGCUCAAACGAUCUUCCCACCUCAGCCUCCUGAGUAGCUGGGACUAUAGGCAUGCGCCACCACACCCUGCUAAUUUUUGUAUUUUUUGUAGAGACAGGGUUUUACCAUGUUGCCCAGGCUGGUCUGAAACUCCUGGGCUCAAGUGAUCCACCCGACUCAGCCUCCCAAAGUGCUGGGAUUACAGGUGUGAGCCACCAUGCCCAGCCUUCUGUCAGUUUAAUCAUUAUUAGUAUAUGAGUUCAAGAACUAUGUAAUGUAGAAUCAUAUAGUUUCAAGUACUUUAAAUGAAUGAAUUGAGUGGACAUCUUUUGUAGAAAUAGGCCAAUCAAGUAUAGAAUAAGGUAUAUGCCAACAAAUACUAAAAUUUAAUCAGAACCCUUUAUAAGUAGCAAUUAAAGGAGACUUUCACAUUUUACAGCUCCUUCCCAUUAUCACUGAAUUAAUCCGUAUCAGAAAUUUGGGAUAGAAAGGGGCCUUUCCUUGAAUGUCCUAUAAGCUACUCUCUUCAAGUUACUUGAUGGGAUAAUGAAUGGAAUCUGUUGCUUACUGACUCCACACCUAUGUUAAGCCAAGCUUCUCUUUGUGUGUACAGGUACAACAGAAUAGCUCGGGAAUGGACUCAGAAGUAUGCGAUGUAAUUAAAGAAAUUAUUGGAUAACCUCUACAAAUAAAGAUAGGGGAACUCUGAAAGAGAAAGUCCUUUUGAUUUCCAUUUGACUGCUUUCUAUGAGCCCACGCCUCAUCUUCCCCUGUGCACAUGUUUACCUGAUACAGCAGUGCUGCGUGUUGUACAUACUUGGAACAACAAACUAGAAAUACUGUACUUCUGUACCAACAUUGCCUCCUAGCAGAGAAGUGUGUGUGUGACAAGCCAGUUCUACAGGCAUUACCUAGGUGUGAGACUAAAAGCUUUUCUUAUUGACUUAAAUUUGGAUAACAGCAAGGUGUGAGGGGGGUGGUGGGUAUGGUGUGUGCUUGGAUGGGAAAGAAAAGGCUCCACUCACCUAUAGGAGAUUAUUUUUAAGUGGAAUCCAUUUAAACUCAAAACAGUUAUGAAAAGCAAGGUGAAGAACAUGAAACUGUGUCUGUAUUCAUUUUAUUCCGAAGGAGCUACGUCUUAGGUGAAAGUUAUGACCAACCAGAUUAAACUGUACCCACAUCCUGCAUUUUAAGGUCUAAGUUUAACUGGUCAACAUUUAAAUGGAUUGGAGCUAUUAGUACAUCAAGCGUGAUGGGCUUUGUUCCCAACUCUUUUACAUCUCCCUUCCCCUUCAACCUUUGGCCUUUCAGCCCUUUUUUCUCUCUUCCAUAUUCUUUGGUUUGUAUGUGGUUUCUCAGUUAAUACAUAGCUAAUAGCUCUUAUUUUUCUUAUGUUUUUAACCGCUUAGGUCUAUUUGGAUGUAAGGGUGAAAAUUCAUUUGAUGGAAAUACUUGUGUAUAUUUAAAGACCCAGUUGCUCCUCUGGAGCUUGUACUUUCAAGAAUGAUUAAUCUGUGUAAUAAACUGGUUACUACAGUCAUUACAUAUAAUUUUGUGUGAAUAGGCUUUUUCAUUUUUAAGAAGUUUGUCUAGCUGAGAUUAGUGGUGGGUUUUCUCCCACUUCUGAAAUGUUCAUUUAUACUGGUUGCAUUUUAAGAUCAUGAAACAAUUCCAGUUACAUUGUAAAAAGGAUAUCUUACGAGUAAUUUUAUUGAACAAGUUAGAGGCAUAAGCUUAAGAGCAUUUCCAUGAAACAACACAUGCAGCAUUCCAGGAACUUGAUUGUUAAAUUCAAUAAGAAAUUUGCUUUAUUAAUGAAACUAAGCUGCAUUUCAUCAAAACCUUGUGACAUUCCCUUGGUACAUAGGACAUAAAACACAGAGGCAUUGCUAUUUGGUAAGUUAAGCCUCUGUGAUUGUAAUUAUAAAAGAGCAACAUUGACCAAACCUGGGAAACAAGAGCGCAGUCUUGUUUGGAGAGUCUACAUAAUUACUUUGCACUAACAUUUGCAGGACGUUCAUACAAUUUUAAAUUGUACUGUAUGUGGCUUUUUGAAGUCUUCCCUUGACCCUAGUAAAAUAUAGCUUGAAACUUGUAAACAACUGUGUUUGCCAGAAACAUCAUUCAUGUGAACUAGGCAAGUUACCUUUUUUCCCCCCUUCUUUUCCUAAUUGUAAACUAGGCCAACCUGAAAGCCAUGGCUGAUGCUCUAGCCAUCAGGUUCUUUCAAAUGCAUCUUUACACUCUUGCACAAAAAUUAAGGAAUAAAUGUCCACUGCUUUUGGUUUUAAA